Molecule: messenger RNA, 630 nt
Organism: Rotaria sp. Silwood2
Lineage: Eukaryota; Metazoa; Rotifera; Eurotatoria; Philodinida; Philodinidae
Source: the annotation of a GenBank genome assembly
AUGCUGUCAAUUAUUCCGUAUUCCAGUGGCACCGAGGUUGCUUCUGCCUUCACAAAAACUACAGGCAACAAUUCACUAACGCUUGAACAAUUUCAACAAGUUCAAUUAGGAUGGACACGUGAUCAAGUGACACAAUUUGUUGGUAGACCUGGAAAAUUGAUAACACCACAAACAUCAAUGUCACCACAUAAUUGGAAUACUAUUAUUGUACAAUAUCAAGGCUCAAUACCAUCGAACGUAUUGCAAAGAGUGCCUACGGUGACAUUUUCAUUUUAUAAUGGAAUUCUUUGGAAGAAGAACGAAAAACUGCUUGAUUUAACAUCAAGUUAUGUAAUAACUAGAGAUCAUUAUAAUCAGAUACAAACUGGCUCGCCAUAUCAGCAAGUAAUAUUAACGCUUGGAACAUCAGCACUAAUAUCCCUUCUAUCAAAAAUCGUCACAGUUCUAUAUCAGAAUGAAGGUCAAGAAGAAGUUGAAGGAAUUGGUUAUAUUCAACUUGGAUUUGGGGAUAGAAAUUUAGAAUCCAAAUUAGAAGAUGAAUGGGUGUCUGAUAGACCAAAUACUUACAGUUCCACUUGUGCAUCUACAGCAAAUGCUUUUCUACCAAAUGAUCGAAUAACAUUUGAAUAA